CCCUUUAAAGGAGAGGAUGAGAAGAGGCAUCGCAGAGGAGGAGAAGCUGCACGGACAGAGCCGGGCGGGAGGGAACCCAGCGUCGAUCACGGAACACCGAGACCACCCCCCCGGAGCUUGGCGGGCAGCGCGGCCCCUCCGAGCCCGCCCCGGAGCUGCGGGGGGCGGGCCGGGGCCGCCCAGCCCAUUGCGCUCCCGACCGCCGCUUUAAAUGAUUUGAAGAGUCGGUGGUGGCCGGGGCUGCUGCUGAUCCACGGCCCCCUCCGCUUCCCUCCCUCCCUCCCUCCGGCCGGCGGGGCGAUGGGAGCGGGGCCACUGUCCCUGUGGCUCUGGCUGUGCUGGGCACUGCCCGCCCGGGCGAGCGGGGCGACGGAGCCGCGGCUGCAGCGGGACAUGCCAAAUGUCUGUCCGGUGUUUGAGUUGGCUCUGGUAGGACACCAACAGCCAUGUGUUCAAGCCUUUAGCCGCAUGGUCAAGAUGUGGAAACAAGGCUGCGCAGGGAGGAAGUGGUGUAUGGGCUAUGAGAGAAGGUCUGGCUACUACACAGUUUACAAGCAGGCGUACAAGAUGGAGCGUCAGACAGUCUAUAAGUGCUGCCCUGGCUGGGUCCAACAUGAUGGUGAACCUGGCUGUUUGCACUUGCUGUGCACUGUUGGCACUUGCUUCAACGGAGGGAGAUGUUCUGAAGCGGGAUCCCAGAUGUGCCAGUGUCCUGCAGGAUUUCAGGGUCCUCGCUGCCAGUACGAUGUCAAUGAGUGCACCACGGAGAACGGCGGCUGUCACGACCAGUGCUGUAACACCAUUGGCAGCUACCACUGCAAAUGUCCAGCUGGCCAGAAACUGGGGGAAGAUGGCAAAUCAUGUGGAGACGUGGACGAGUGCGCGGUGGUGAACGGCGGCUGCCAGCACGGCUGCGUCAACACGCACGGCUCCUUCCACUGCCAGUGCCGGCCGGGAUACCGGCUCCACGCCGACGGACGCACCUGCAUCGCCAUCAAUUCCUGCAGUGUUAACAACGGGGGCUGCGAGCAGGAGUGCGUUCAGCUCGGUGAGGACAGGUACAAGUGCCAGUGCCAGCCGGGCUACCAGCUGAAGAGGGAUGCCAAGUCCUGUGAAGUGAUAGACCCCUGCACAAGCGGGAAUGGAGGAUGCUCACAAAUCUGUCAAAAUGAGAGAGGAAUUGCAAAAUGCGAGUGUCAUCCGGGGCAUUAUCUUUCUGCAGACAAAAAGUCCUGUUUAGACAUUGAUGAGUGUGCAGAAGGGAGCGCCAGGUGUGCUCAUCGUUGUGUGAACACUCCAGGAUCCUUCACCUGUGUCUGUAAUCCUGGCUUCGAGCUGGGGGCUGAUGGAAAGCAGUGCUACCGCAUCGAAAUGGAAAUUGUUGAUAGCUGCCAGGACAACAACGGCGGCUGUUCUCAUCACUGUGAGCACACGACUGCGGGGCCACGCUGCUCCUGCGACGAUGGCUAUCGGCUCGAUUUUGAUGGCAAAACGUGCGCAGAGCUGGACGAGUGUGCGAUGGGAGAGUCCUGCUGCUCCCAAUUCUGCAUCAACUACGCGGGGGGGUACGAGUGUGCCUGCAAAGUGGGGUUCCAGCCCAACGCCGACGGCUGUGCCUGUGACGAUGUGGAUGAAUGUCUUCUUGAUAAUGGCAACUGCGACCAUUUCUGUGUUAAUUCUCUGGGUUCAUACGAAUGUGCAUGUAAGGAGGGUUACAGGCUUGGUGUUAACAGACGGUCCUGCAUCGCCCUAGGUGGGGAGGAUGCAGAGGAUGCAGUGGGGUUCGCGGGGGCUCCGGGGCUGCAGUUCAGAGAUCCCCCCCAGCUCCUGCACUACGCGCUCGGUGCCCUCUACGAUGAUGAAGACCCACGGGGAGAGCUCAGCCUGGUGCACAGGGUCGUUUGCCUUGAUAACACUUUCGGGGACGACUGCAGCUUGAGCUGUGAGGACUGUCUGAACGGAGGCGGCUGUAACAGUGAACGCAGCGGCUGCAUUUGCUCGCCUGGGUGGACGGGUGUUAUCUGCAAUGAAACUUGUUCCCCCGGGACGUUCGGCAGCGGCUGCACCGGUGUUUGCCAGUGCCAGAAUGGCGGCUCCUGCGACGCGGUGUCGGGGCACUGCCGUUGCCCGCCCGGCGUCCACGGCAAGCUCUGCGAAGACGGUUGCCCAAAAGGACUCUUUGGGAAGAAUUGUAACAAACUAUGCAACUGCGCCAACAAUGGCCAUUGCCACCGCCUCUAUGGAGCCUGCCUGUGUGACCCGGGGCUCUACGGCCGCUUCUGCCAUCUGACGUGUCCCAGGUGGGCCUUCGGAGCUGGCUGCUCGGAGGAGUGUCAGUGCGUGAAAGAGCACACGCUGGAGUGCGACGCAAGGAACGGGACCUGCACCUGCAAGCCUGGUUAUCACGGCAAAAAGUGCCAGAAAGAGUGCACACCUGGCUUUUAUGGGGCUGGUUGCAAACUGAGGUGCAACUGUCCUCCUGAUGUUUUGUGUGAUCAUGAGACAGGAGUCUGCAAGCAUCCAUGUCCACCCGGGUUUCAUGGAGAAAAAUGCCAUUUAUCUUGUGAGCCAGGGAGCUUUGGGGUGAACUGCAGGCAGAGAUGCAGCUGUGGAGAAGCACUGUGCGAUACAAAGACGGGGCAGUGUAUCUGCCCAGCUGGGAAAACUGGAGCUACAUGUGAGCAAGAUUGCCCAGCUGGCCGGUGGGGACCAGACUGCCAGUCCUCCUGUGAGCCCUGCGCCAACGGGGGCCAGUGCAACCAAGAAACUGGGGCCUGUGACUGUUCCCCCGGCUACACGGGGGCAUCCUGCUCUGUGUCCUGCCCCGAUGGUUACUACGGACAAAAUUGCCUGCUGUUAUGCAGCUGCAGCAGUGGUGCUGAGUGUCACCACAUCACCGGAGAGUGUACAUGUCCCCCCGGCUGGACUGGCCACGACUGCAAACACCCCUGCAAUAGUGGCAGUUGGGGCCAGCGCUGUGAAAACACGUGUGUCUGCAACAACAGCGAUGGGAGCUGCGAUCCAGUCACUGGCUCCUGCUUCUGUGAGCCAGGAUUCACCGGGAAACACUGCGAACGGAGGUGCCCCGAGGGAAGCUUUGGCCCGAGCUGCCAGUCCAGCUGCCAGUGCCAGAACGGAGCUGCCUGCGACCACGUGAAUGGAGCCUGUACCUGCGCGGCGGGCUGGACGGGAACCUUCUGCGAACGAGCUUGUCCAGAUGGAUUCUUUGGGCUCGACUGCCACCAGGUGUGCAACUGCAAGAACGCUGCUGGUUGCGACCAUGUCCUGGGAACCUGCCGUUGCCUCCCGGGCUGGCAGGGACAGACCUGCGAGCAGUCCUGCCAGGGGGACAGCUAUGGGCCAGGCUGCAGCCACACUUGUCACUGUCACAACGGAGCGCUCUGUCAUCAUGUAACCGGGACGUGCCUUUGUAGCCCGGGAUGGAAAGGAGCCACCUGCCAAGAAGCCUGUCCUCCUGGCUGGUUCGGUGCAAACUGUCUCCAGCGCUGUGUCUGCCAUGGCCAGGCAACCUGUGACCGGGUGACGGGCGAGUGCCGGUGUCCCCAAGGUUGGACGGGGAUAGCGUGUGAGCUGGAGUGUAGGGACAGAGAGGGCUGUGAGCAGAACUGUAGCUGCCACCACGGGGUUUGUGACCAGCACUCAGGGAAAUGCAUCUGCCACGCUGGCUGGACUGGGGACCGCUGUGAUGCUGUCUGUCCCCCUGGAUUUUUUGGCAAACAGUGCGAGGAGCGAUGUGACUGUGUACACGGCUUGUCCUGCCACCAUCAAACUGGAGCGUGUCGCUGUGACAAGGGAUGGCGAGGGAAGCACUGUGACAAACCUUGCUUGCCUGGUCGCUACGGCACAGGCUGUGCCCGACGGUGCCGGUGUCCCACAGGUACCCCCUGCCACCAUUUGACAGGCGAGUGCGGCUGUCCUCCGGGAUUCACCGGCUACAGCUGCGAGAAAACUUGUCCACCGGGCACGUAUGGUAAGAACUGUAACCGAGUAUGUCAGUGUUCUGCUGAGAAUGAGGAAUGUCACCCGGUGACUGGUGACUGUGCGUGCCGCCCGGGCCACCACGGGCCCCGCUGCAACCUCCGGUGUCCAAAAGGUACUUAUGGAUCAAACUGCCAAAAGCCCUGUAAAUGCAUGAAUGGAGGCCACUGCGACCCUGUGUCAGGAACUUGUGAUUGCGCGCCUGGUUUCAUUGGAGCCGACUGCAGUAAAACUUGCCCUGAAAACCGAUAUGGGAAGGACUGCAUCCUGUUCUGUGCAUGCGGUAAAGGUCAGUGUGACCCACGGACUGGCAAGUGUACAUGUCCUCCCGGCCAAAUGGGACCCAGCUGUCAGCAAGUGUGUCCCCAGGGACAAUAUGGCCCCAACUGCCACCUGACAUGUACCUGUCAGAACGGUGGUAUUUGUGACCACGUGGAUGGCAACUGCACUUGCGGGCUCGGCUGGACAGGAAGAUCGUGCGAGAAAGAAUGUCUCCCGGGGAAGUACGGCUCCGGCUGUGCCUUGGACUGCUCGUGCCAGCACAACAGCACCUGCGACCGGUUCACGGGCUGUUGCCAUUGCCCUGCGGGCUUCUACGGCCACUCCUGCCAGCACCGGUGUCCCCUUGGAUUCUAUGGGCUAAGCUGUCUUCAUGCCUGUGCCUGUAAAAAUGGGGCGAGCUGUGAUGCAGUGACAGGGCAGUGCAUUUGUCCUUUGGGUUACCAAGGUGUCUACUGUGAGAAAGGCUGCGACGGGGGCUGGUUUGGAGAGAGGUGCCGACAUCGAUGUGACUGCGGAGGAGCUCCUUGUGAUCCAGAAACUGGGAAGUGCCUGUGUCCACCUGGGAAGACUGGAGACAAAUGUGACAUUGAAUGCAGGUCGGACCGGUACGGCCCUGACUGCUCCUUGCAAUGCCAGUGUGCCAGCAAAUCCCAGUGCAAUCCCUACAAUGGGAACUGCGUCUGUCCAGCCACGUGGAUGGGGCCAACCUGCAGAGAAGGUGGCCCUCCAAAGCUUCCUUUUUAUGAAGAACAAACCCAAGAAAGAGAGAAUAUUUUUCCAAGAGCUCUACAACAGUAACAUUUGGACUAAUAAAUGAACUGUUUUAUAUGCACAGACGGUAUUUGAAUUUGGAUAUGAAAACAGUUAUUCAAUUCAGCUUGAAUUGUACUGAAGUAUUCACACUUCUUAUGGAAGACUACAGAGGCCAUUUAGUAGCUGGAUCCUUUUAAAAAGUUGAAUCUGUUUCAUGUAUUUAUUCCUAACCUCUUACCCCUCCAGUAAUCUGCUUGGGACAUUCUUUCUGAUAUAUAAUAUUAUUAAUUGUUUGAAAGCUUGGACAUGUAUUUAGCAAAACCAGCUCCAAAGAGCAGCAGGAUAAGAAGUAAGUAACAUAUCAACUUGCUCUGAGCCACACCACUUAUAAGUGACUUUUGAAACCCGCUUGACAACCAGCAUGAAGUUUAAUGAGUUUCAAGGAUUAUGAAGCCAAUAUGGAUCCACUGCAAAAUCACAUUGCACAAAAAUUAGUGACAUUCACCAAAUUAAUUCCUCUUUGGGUGUUCUAGAAAAGCAUCCAAUCUGAUUUUAAACUUGCACCUGAAGAAGAAUCUACCACAGUCCUCAAUAAGUUGUUGAUAAUUUAAGAGUAUGUAUCACAUUUCUAGUGUGGAUUGAUUGAUCAGAAGGUCUCCAUCUAUAUGUUGUUACAUCUGAGUCCCUUCCAAAGAGCAGGAUAUCAUCUGACAGGCUCUUCUGGCUUUCUGCAUUCUCCCAUCCUGUCAGUUGAAUUCUUCAGUGGUUUGUCAAGUCAAACUGUGCAACAGUUCUUGUGAAACGGUACCUUCUAACACAGAAGAGUUUUCUCUUGGAUAGAGAAAGCAGAGAGUAAGCAAAGCUGGAUGCUUAAAGAUAAUCUCUGUGUUCUUUAUGUAAGGGAUACAAUGUGCCUUUACUGCACAAUAGUGUGUCUAAGCUUCAAAAAGUCCUGACACCAUUCAACAGCUGCUGUUGGUCACUUAAUAGAAAAAAGAUAUUUUGGUGCUAUUUUGCCUGUUUAGACAGGUUGUUCUUAAAUAUAGGACUAAAUCACUAUAAAGAAAUACUCUUCUCUAUUUUAAUAUUCUGAAUUAACCAAACUAAAAGAUUUCAAAAGUGCCUCUUUAUACCUCUCUUUACGUUAGGAGUUACAAAACCUAUGUAGUAACCUCUUGAGUCUGACUAUAUCAAAAGUGCACUUAUUAAAGGACAGCAGGACCAUGGAUCAGUAAACAUGGUCAUACAGGCAGUUCCAGGUCUUGUGUUCACGCUGCCAUUCACACACCAUAACAGAUUACAACUCUGCAAGAGAAGAUUUUUGUCACAGAAGAGACAAAGUGACAAUAAUUGGUGCUAACUUGUGAUUUGUAAAGAUGUUGUUUGUUGUUACGGUUGGAUAAUGAGUAGAGGAAGCACCAGUUCUACCCCUGGUGACAGCUGGGGUCAGUAACUGUCCAGUAAAAGUGCCACUUGCUCACCUGGGAGUUUAGUUCGAACUGUGAUCUGUUGGAAGCAAUACAUGUUUGACAGGUAUUUUUCAAGCUUCAUGGAAGUCUUAUUGUUGAUAUUUGUCACUUUGUAGGUAUUGACAAUCAUCCUAACCACAGUGAAGACAUUGGUGAAUUUUUCAGAAUUAAUUAACCAACUGUGCUUUUAGCCAGAAAAUCAAAGGCGCUGGUGCUGAUCUCUUGUAAUUUCUUCUUUCGAUCUCUUUGAAUGUCGCUGGAAAAUUUACUUGAUGUAAAUGUGACAAAAUUGUUGUCCCCAAGCUAGUCGGACAUGUGUGGCUGUCAGCAGUGCUUUACUGCCGGCUGUGACAUUCUAAGUGCUCUUUUGGGGAUGUACUGGCCUGGGUCUGAGCCUACAAUUAUGUGAAUUUGGGGCAAUUUCAGUGAACUGAAACUGAUAAGGUAAAUCUUGUGUGAGACAAUUAGACGUAAUCUUAGCAACUGCUGGAGAAGAACGACCCAGGUUAAGCAGUUGAAAUAUUUUGAUCUUAAUUAUGUAUUUGCUGCAGAGCCAAACUACAGUAGUGAUACAAACAUCUCAUGAUAUUCAAGAUUUUUCAUAGAAUCGUAGGGAAAAUGGCCCAUGUCUGAUAUGGUUACUCAGCAGCUAAUGCAUUAAACCCAAGAAAUUACAUUUUGCUGUUUGACAGCAGUUUAUAAAAUGUACUGGGUUUUUUCUUAUCUAUGUAUACUGAUACGUGAUUAGAGCAGCUAAUCAAAGGGGAAACCUUUCUCAAGCCAUAUUAUUUACACCUGUGUAUACUUGUUUACAUUUUCCGCAGUACCUUGAUAAUAGAAUUGUAAAUAUGUAGUAUACGUGAAAUAAAAAAUUUUUGUAUGAAGUAUUUUUAAAGAAUGUCACAAUUUUAGGUACAUGAUGAAACACAUGUUUUAAGUGACUGAUACUGAGCCUGUGCCAAUGAAUUAGAGGCCAAAGCAGAUCUGCCUGGGAAAUAGUUCAGCAAACUUUAUUUAAAAUCAGAAAAUGCCAAUUCAUACAAAACUAUUCACAUGCAAAAGUGGUUUUUUUUUUUUUUUUAUUCAUUCCUUCUUCAGAAUACUCCUUAGCUUCUUUAUGUUAUUGCCUUGGGGAAAGAAGUUCACUUCAGUGCCAUUAAAUAGAUUGUUCUCAUUUGGGGCUUAAUAUUAAAAGGUUACUGUUUAUGGGGUAGUUUUGAAUGUCUUUUCUUGCUUCUCCAUUUGUGAAGGUUUUCAUUUUUUUCACAAGGCAGCAAAAAUGUUUACAGGAUGUUGUUCUCUAGAAAAAGAGCCCAAACUUUACAUCAUUAGCUAUUAAUUAAGUUUACUUGCUUGUGAUGUCAUUAAUAUGUUUUGUUGCUCUCCUUACAGCAGAUUAACAAAUUUACCUAAUUCUGUGCCUACAAAAUAGUCUUUGUUAGACAGCACUUAGUUUUGAAUGGAAAAGCUACUAAAUUAGCUUUUCCAUAGCUUCAUUUUGCGGCAAGUGAUUUUAAUUACUAGUAAAAUAAUAUAACUAUUUUUGUUUGCUUCAUCAGAUUCCAGUGAAAAAAUGUCAGGCUGAUACUGUCCUGAACACAGCACUGGAGCUUGUUGAAAAUAAAAGUGAAAACUUGAGUGGAAAUGGUUUUUAUAUUUAAAUUUAUGUCCAUCUUCCACUUGGUAAAUGCCUUUCUUGGCUCUCCAUUUCCCAGAGGGCUGAAGUUAAUUAUGCUUUCUUGAAAGGGGCGCUGUGUGUAUUCCACUGUAACACACUUGCAUUCACAGAUAACUCCUUUCUGAAAGACAUUUAAAUGGUCUUGACCGUGCAGUUUCUGUGCCAAGUCCCACUCUCUUACCUUGUUGUGUAUUCCAGAUAAGUUCAGUUUGAGAAGAGUGGAAAUGAGUUGAGUGUAACUCAGUGGGUCCUGUAGAAUCUUACUCAAUGUGAAUUCAUGAAACCAGAACAACAUGUUUUAAGUUAAACUUCAGUAUUUAUAACACUAUCCUCACAGGAAAACAAUCAGAAUUUUAAAAAUUCCCCGCUUCUCCUGCCAAAAAUUAUUAUUCUACUUUCAUCCUUUUUAUGUUGAAGAACUGUAGCUAUUAAAGUUUGCCCAGAUUUCUUGCCAACCAUAUUAUUUUGAUUGGCUGCAGAUUUCUGUUUGUGUAAGUAAUAACCAUCUUAGCAUCAGGAGUUGCCAACGGGACAAACAUGGAAAUUAUACCUUUGUGUCCUUCCCAGAAGAGCCAAAGACACAUUUUGGAGCCAUCGUGGCUUCAUACUAUUGAUCUAACAGUGAUAAAUAAUGUUUCUGGUAGAGCUUAGCUUCUUACCAGAGCAGAGACAAGCUUAGGAAGGGUCCUUGAGAGAACUGGUGGACUAAGAAACCUCCAUCCUUCUAUCCCUAUGUUAAUUUUUUAUAUAAACUUUGUCCACAAACCUUCUCAGACCCCAGUUUUGAAGGACUUUUCCUGCCCGUUGACGUGGGGUUGACUACAGCACCUCCAUGCACAAGCUGCAACUGUGCCCGGUAAUUCUUUUGCAGGGUCAAAGCUUUAAAUUCUAACACAGUGUAAAGCAAUUUCCAGUGGUAAGCAAUGAAUCUUGAACCUGUAGAACAUAAAUUGUUUAUUCUGUUAUUUUAUUACUUUUAAUAAGCUCUUGCAUAGCAAUAUUAUUUCUUUGUGAAUUUAUAGCCCCCCCCCCUUCAAAGAAUAUGUGGGAUGUAUCUCAAAACUGUACUGUACUUUCUGUUGUACACCUAUCCUAGUGAAAGGAUGCUGAUUUUUUUAUAUAUAUAUAAACAUGCCAUUAAAACUUA
Columba livia (rock pigeon) is the source of this 9328-nucleotide messenger RNA. Its product is annotated as multiple epidermal growth factor-like domains protein 6. Bases 301 to 5079 code for a protein of 1592 amino acids. Gene Ontology annotation, molecular function: protein binding; scavenger receptor activity; calcium ion binding. The record is from RefSeq and is a predicted model, not a curated record. The transcript is spliced from 38 exons. Lineage: Eukaryota; Metazoa; Chordata; Aves; Columbiformes; Columbidae.